AUGGCUAAAGCAAAUCAAUCUGGGGGUAGAUCACGUUUUACGGAUCUUAAUGGUGAGCCUAUGGAUCAUCUUUUAUCACCCAUCAAAGGCUAUCACGAUAAGCCAUUAGUUUCACUUUCAGAAGCUAUUGAACCCAUUUCGGGUUUUUUUAAUGAAAUACAAGACAAUGUGUAUGUUGCAAUACAUAAUUGUCCAAAUCCAGCUGAAGGAUUAACAACAGAUGAAUCAGCUUCUAUUCAUCUGUACACAAUGCAAUUUGAUGGUGGACCAAGUCUAUAUAUAUUGCUUAAUGAGUCCUUACGUGCUGAAAAUCGGGAACAACUGAAGCCAUGGUUCUUAUUUUUGAAACUAUUCCUUACUGCCCUGUACAAAUUACCAUCACAAAAUGGCACGGUAUGGCGUGGUAUCAAAGGUGUUGAUUUAAGUACAAAAUAUAAAACGGGCACAAAAUUUGCAUGGUGGGGAGUAAGUUCUUGUACUACUAACGUUGAAGUACUUGAAUUGAAUCAAUUUUUGGGUAAAAAUGGAAAACGCACACUAUUUUCUAUUGAAUGUAUAAAUGGAAAAUCAGUUGCAAAACAUUCAUAUUUCAAAAAUACCGAACAAGAAAUUAUCCUUAUGCCAGGUUCCUAUUUUGAAGUCAUUGGCCAAUUAAAUCCUGCCCCUGAGCUACAUAUUAUUCAAGUAAAAGAAAUAACACCACCAAUUCAACUUGUUAAACCACCAUUUUUGAAAUCAACCGAACAAAAACCUUCUUCAGUUGCUUCCACUUCAACUGCACCUUCAUCAUUAACGCCAACAAAGAAGAAAACACCACCGCAGGCCACCAGUCUCCCAUAUGAACAGCCAUCAAAGAAAUCAGGUAUGAAUGAAUUUUAUAUAUUUCACUCAACUAAUUGUUUUUGUAUGCGAGUAACUACAUCAAAUUAG
Messenger RNA from Rotaria socialis, 930 nucleotides. Lineage: Eukaryota; Metazoa; Rotifera; Eurotatoria; Philodinida; Philodinidae. The record is from the annotation of a GenBank genome assembly.